UGGCAACACGCACUCGGCCAGGCUGUCAGGAACAAGAUCAAGACCACUCAGCUGAUGACCCAAACACUGCAGGACGCUGUUCUCCAGGUAGCAGCAGAUGGCAAAGAUGUUGACGGCUCAUGGGAGGCACUUGGGGAGAUGUGUGGUCCAGUUAUCUUCACCUUCCCAGCAGACAGCAGGCUUGGGGAGAGGAGUGGCAAUGUGUCGGCUCCACAGCAGCCCAGUUUGGUGCAGUACCUUUGACGUGAAGAGUGACGAUUACCAGUACAUCCACAAGUCCAAAAUACCAACGAUGCACUUCCAGAAAUCUCUGCUGAGGCUUCCAAUCCCAGCUUUGGACAAGACAUGUGAACGUUACCUCAGGUCGCAGAAAGUCAUAUUAUCAAGUGAAGAAUAUCAGAGAACAGAGAAGUUUGUGACCCAGUUUAAAGAGGGAAUUGGAGCAACCUUACAGUUUCAGCUGAAAGAUAUUGACAAGGCAAAUAAACACACCAGCUACAUCUGUGGUCCUUGGUUUGACAUGUACCUGAGUGAUCGUGUUCCCGUCGUCUUGAAUUAUAACCCCUUCUUGGCGUUCCAUCCUGAGGAGCGGCCAGGGUUGUCAGACCCUGUGAUCCGUGUUACCAACACAUUGGUGUCGUCUCUGAGGUUCAUGCGUUCAUUACGAGAUAGUGUGUUGGAACCUGUUGUGUAUCACCUCAAUCCAGCUAAGAGCGACACACCCAUGUUUCGCAAAAUUGUCAGAUGGACACCUUCUGCUAUUUCAUCUUAUGCUGCAUAUGCACAGAAGGCCUUUCCUCUGGACAUGUCUCAGUUUGGCAAUAUGUUCAACUCCACUCGCAUCCCAAAGCUUGGCAAGGAUGUCCUUCGCACUUAUCCCAAGGCACGCCACAUGCUGAUCAUGAAAAAUGGACACUUUUAUGUCUUUGAUGUGCUUGACAAAGAUGGUAACAUCUUGUCACCUGAGCACAUUCAUGCAUGUGUAUCCUACAUCUACAAUGACCAGACACCUCCAGCCAAACGCUCCAUUGCCAUAUUCACUACGGAGAACAGAGAUACCUGGGCCAAGUGUCGUGAUGAGUUAGUGGAAGCAGGAAAUGAAGCUGCUCUGGAUGUCCUUGAUGCAGCUGCUUUCAACAUUGUGUUUGAUGAGGCGAUUCUCGGCGACGACCCUAUAAAGACUUAUCACACAUUCCUUCAUGGUGACGGUAACAAUCGGUGGUUUGACAAGUCCUUCUCCCUGAUCUGCACGGCUGAUAGUCAGUUGGCACUCAACUUUGAACACGGGUGGGGGGAUGGAGUGGCAGUCAUGAACUACUUCACUGAAAUAACAAAGGACCUUGCCAACAGACCUUCAAUCAACUCUGACAGCAGACCUGCCCCCAUUGAUGCUUCAAAACUUGUCCGCAGGCUGGAGUUCACAUUGACUCCAAGCCUAGAAGCAGCCAUAGACAAAGCUCACCAGAGUUAUGAGGCCAACACGAGUGCCCUUAAAUGUGAUGUGCUAGAACCACAAUUUUUUGGAAAGAAACUGUGCAAGAAAAACAAAUUAUCUCCUGAUGCCCUUAUGCAACUUGGACUACAGGCAGCUUACUACCUUCAAAAUGGUGAAACUGUCCCCACGUAUGAGUCAUGCAGCACGGCAGCUUUCAAACAUGGCCGCACAGAGACCGUCCGCCCUGCCACGCUGGAGACCCAAGCUUUCUGCAAGGCCAUCACCCAGGCACAACUCCCAAGUCAUUCUGAACUCAAGAAAUUGAUGAUGGAAUGCUCAAAAAUGCAUGGCAACUUGACCAAAGAGGCAGCUAUGGGGCAAGGUUUUGAUAGGCACCUGUUUGCAUUGCGGAAACUAGCAGAGGCUAGUGGCUCCCCUAUGCCAGACAUUUUCACUGAUCCUGCAUAUGCCAAGAUAAACCACAUCAUCAUCUCCACCUCAACUCUGCCCUCAGAUGAAAUUGGUUUUGGAGGAUUUGCACCUGUAGUCAGGAAUGGCUUAGGUGUUGGGUACCAUAUUCGGGACGACCAUUUGGCCUUUGGUGUUUCCACAUACCCUCCUCACCGUGAUGGGCCUGGCUUUGUUGAAUGUGCUACAAAGGCAUACCAGAUAAUCCAAGAUGUGCUCACAAAGGAAUAAUGUAAGAGUCAUUAUAGCCUACAUUCAGAGAUGACAUGUAAGUGAAAGUGAACAAGAAAAUAGGGCAGUGAAUUAUAUUUAUAGUGUAGAUUUUCAUUGUCUUAACCCCUUCAUGCCCACAGCAUAUGCAUUUACAUUCACAUAGACCUCACUCCUGCACCCCAGAAUAUGUACCCUUUCAUUACAACUUACUUCUUAUAUAGAGGAGUAGUUUCUUGAUCCAUAUUAUGCAUCCUUAGAUGAUGUUAUUUGGCAAUAAGCAAAGAAUAAGGUCUGCCCUCCAACUAAUCACAACAUAGAGACCUCAUGAGCUGGUACAUCUCAGCUUACCACAUCAGUGAUGAUGAUUAAUAAGUAUAUUUAGUUUUCCCCAAGAUACAAGCAAGAGAGAAAUACUUCCUGGUUUCGUCUUUGCCUCGCCAUAUUGCAUAAUGUUUCUUUAUUUCGUACAUAAUUUCAGUCAUGUUGCAUGACUCUGACACAUCAUAUGUGCCAUGGUAUUUGAGCAAAGCUAAGAGUAACAGUGAAUGAGUCAUCAUUCAGUCAAUGAGAGAGAAUUAUGGGAAGAAGAUGAGUUGCUGGAAGAGUAGAUGAAAAUUUUUGGUGUACAUACUUGAUGAUGGCCAGCUUGAUGUCACACCUGUGUUCUGUGACACAGCUUGGAGCUUACCAUUGCUAGUUGUAUGUCUGUGUUCAGACAUUUUCUUGUCUUCUUGCCCUCAGCUUACAGUAAGUAGGCACCACUACACGUAUUGUUGUCGUAUUUAUCACCAUGAUCUCACCAAACUCACUUUUACAUCUGUUUUAUUACUAUAUACAACAAAUACAAAUAUUCACAGACAGAUAUGUGUCAAAACUGAAUUUUUUGUUGUAUUUAUUGUAUUUUUGGAGAAAGGAAUCAAACAUCCUUCUGGUAAGGCAAAAUAAGAAUAUAAUUGAAGAUAUUUUCAACACAUGUUUACAGCUAAAAAGAUGGUCAUGGGGGAGCAGUGUGACACUGUCUGGCUUGGGCAAGAAGGGGUUAAUUAGUUACAUUUUAAAUGUAGGUAUAGUGGAUAUGUUGAUGUUUUAAGCCACAGGGUGUGAUAGUACAACUGACUCUGCAAUGAAUUUAUGCCAAUUUUGUUUUGUUUUCAAAUUUAAAUUUGUAGUACCUGGUGUUUUAAUUAAUGUUGAUAAAUUUUACUGAAUUGAAAAUUGUCUGAAGUUUACUAUUUUAUUUCAUGUACCAGAUUGACAUCAUACUUGAAAAGAGACAGCCAAGGCAAGAUAUCAUACCUUAUUUCAUUAUGUUACAAAAAAUGUCCAUUUAAGCUUUUUAUUGUGCUCUCACAUUAGUUAGGAAUGAAAAUUACACACACACACACACACACACACACACACACACACACACACACACACACACACACACACACACACACACACACACACACACACA
Molecule: messenger RNA, 3572 nt
Organism: Scylla paramamosain (green mud crab)
Lineage: Eukaryota; Metazoa; Arthropoda; Malacostraca; Decapoda; Portunidae
Gene: CPT2
Product: carnitine O-palmitoyltransferase 2, mitochondrial-like
Exons: 14
Coding region: 98-2134 (678 amino acids)
Biological process (GO): fatty acid beta-oxidation
Cellular component (GO): mitochondrion
Molecular function (GO): carnitine O-palmitoyltransferase activity
Source: RefSeq, a predicted model, not a curated record